Messenger RNA from Raphanus sativus (radish), 3313 nucleotides. RefSeq names its product receptor-like kinase TMK3. The record is from RefSeq and is a predicted model, not a curated record. Lineage: Eukaryota; Viridiplantae; Streptophyta; Magnoliopsida; Brassicales; Brassicaceae. The coding region runs from base 276 to 3140 and encodes 954 amino acids. The transcript has 2 exons. Gene Ontology annotation, molecular function: protein binding; protein kinase activity; ATP binding. Gene Ontology annotation, biological process: protein phosphorylation.
CCACACACAACACACUCUCUCUCUUCUCUUGCCGAGUAGUCCCCAGAAACAAAACUUUAAUAAUUCAACUUUAAUCUGGUUCAUCCAUUUUACUACUUGCAUCUUUGGAGAGAAAAGGCAAAUGCUUUUAUGAUCCUCUCUCCCUACACUUUUAAUUCUCCCCUAUCUCCGCCGAUUCCUUCUCCCAAUUUGUCUUUCCUCUUUCCCCUUUUCUUCUUCUUCAAUGACACCACCGUAAAACCCUAGAAUCAUAAAAAAAGUAUUCUCACUCGAAAAUGGCCAGAUCUCAUCUCCCCCUCCUCCUCUGUCUCCCCCUCCUCCUAACCUUCCUCAAUUCCGCCUCUUCCCAAGACGACGACGACGCCACCAUCAUGCAAUCCCUCAGAUCGAGCCUAAACCUCACAUCAGACGUCGACUGGUCAAACCCCAACCCUUGCAAAUGGGAAACCGUCCAGUGCGACGGGAGCAGCCGCGUGACUCGGAUCCAGCUCAAACAGAAAGGCGUCACCGGCACUCUCCCUCCCGAUCUCGGCAAACUCUCCGAACUCAUCGUCCUCGAGUUCUUCUCCAACAAAAUCUCCGGUCCGAUCCCCGAUCUCUUCGGCCUCAUGCAUCUACAGACGCUCAAUCUCCACGACAACCUCUUCGACUCCACCCCGAAGAAUCUCUUCUCGGGAAUGAACUCGUUGCAAGAAGUCUACCUCGAUAACAACCCUUUCCCUGCUUGGGAGAUUCCUGAAACCGUCAAAGAAGCCACGUCACUUAAAAACUUAUCUCUCAUCAACUGCAACGUCACGGGUUCGAUUCCCGAUUUCUUCGGAUCCGAGACGCUUCCGAGCCUCUCUUCAUUAAAGCUGUCUCGUAACAACUUACAAGGAGGUUUGCCUUUGAGUUUAGCCGGCUCGUCGUUGCAGCAGUUAUAUCUCAACGGUCAGAAGCUCAACGGAUCGAUCUCGGUGUUGAGGAACAUGACUUCUCUCGUGGAGAUUGAUCUGCAAGGUAACGCGUUUUCGGGACCGAUUCCCGAUCUCUCUGGUUUGCAGUCUCUGAGACUGUUUAAUGUGAGAGAGAAUCAGCUCACUGGCGUCGUCCCACCGUCGUUUACUGGUUUAAAGUCGCUUACGGUUGUGAACAUGACUAAUAACUUACUUCAAGGACCGACUCCGUUGUUCGCUAAGUCGGUUAGUGUCGAUGUGAUUGCCAACACGAAUAGCUUCUGUUUGGAUACGGCUGGUACUCCGUGUGAUCCUCGCGUUGAGAUAUUGCUUUCGAUAGCUGAGUCGUUUGGGUAUCCGGUGAAGCUAGCGGUGAGUUGGAAAGGGAAUGAUCCGUGUGGUGGUAGCUGGAUCGGGAUUACUUGUUCUGGAAGUAAUAUUACUGUGGUUAACCUAGGGAGGCACGAGCUCACGGGUACGAUAUCUCCGAGUUUUGCUAAGCUUACUUCGUUGGAGACUAUUAAUCUUUCUAAUAAUAGACUCACCGGGAGUAUACCAACGGAGCUUACUACUUUGCCUAAGCUUAGGACACUCGAUGUGUCUAACAACGAUAUCUACGGUGAUGUGCCGAAGUUCAGGGGAAGUGUGAAUUUGGUGACUACUGGUAACCUUAACAUCGGAAAGGACGGACCUGUCUCACCGAGUGGUGGAACUCCUGGAACUUCAGGGGGAUGGAAAGGGUCUGGUGGAGGAAGUGGCGGUGGUGACGGUGGAAACGGAAGCUCUAAGAAGUCAAGCAGUGUGAAGAUAAUUGUUCCUGUGGUUGGUGGUGUUGUUGGUGCAUUGUGUCUUGUGGGACUCGGUGUUUGCCUCUACGCCAAGAAAGGAAUGAGACCCGCUAAAGUGCAGAGCCCAAACACCAACAUGGUGAUUCAUCCGCAUCACUCUGGUGACAGCGAUGCGAUUAAACUCACUGUUGCAGCUUCUAGUCUCAACAAUGGGGGAGGAACCGAGAGCUCUUACAGUCACAGCGGAAGCGCCAACAGUGACAUACACGUCGUGGAGUCUGGUAACUUGGUGAUAUCCAUACAGGUUCUGAGGAGUGUGACUAACAACUUCAACGAAGAGAAUAUCCUCGGGAGAGGCGGUUUCGGUGUAGUUUACAAAGGUGAACUCCACGAUGGAACCAAGAUUGCUGUCAAGAGGAUGGAGUCUUCUUCGGUUGUGAGUGAUAAGGGACUCGCUGAGUUCAAAUCAGAGAUCACGGUUUUGACUAAAAUGCGUCAUCGUCAUCUUGUUGCGCUUCUAGGGUACUGCCUUGAUGGUAACGAGAGGCUUCUUGUCUAUGAGUACAUGCCGCAAGGAACACUGAGCCAGCAUCUGUUCCACUGGAAAGAAGAAGAGCGUAAACCUCUUGAUUGGACUAGGAGGUUGGCUAUCGCGUUGGAUGUAGCUAGGGGUGUGGAGUAUUUACACACGCUUGCUCAUCAGAGUUUCAUCCAUAGGGAUCUAAAACCAUCUAACAUCCUUCUUGGUGAUGAUAUGCGUGCUAAAGUCUCCGACUUUGGGUUAGUCCGCUUAGCCCCUGAAGGCAAAUACUCCAUCGAGACGAGAGUCGCUGGGACCUUCGGUUACCUUGCCCCUGAAUAUGCAGUGACGGGAAGAGUGACGACUAAGGUAGACAUAUUCAGCCUCGGGGUCAUAUUAAUGGAGCUAAUCACUGGUCGUAAAGCCUUGGAUGAGACGCAACCUGAAGACAGCGUCCAUCUAGUGACAUGGUUCCGUCGUGUGGCAGCAAGCAAAGACAAAGACGAGAACGCCUUCAAGAACGCAAUAGACCCGAACAUCAAGCUGGACGAAGACACCUUAGCCAGCGUUGAAAAAGUUUGGGAGCUUGCUGGUCAUUGCUGUGCACGUGAGCCUUACCAAAGACCUGACAUGUCUCACAUCGUUAACGUUCUUUCUUCGCUCACUGUCCAGUGGAAACCCACUGAGGUCGAUCCUGAUGACCUUUACGGUAUAGAUUAUGAUCUUCCGCUUCCGCAGGCGGUUAAGAAAUGGCAAGCUUCUGAAGGGCUUAGCCAAACGGGAGAUGACUCUGGUUCCUCGUCCUCUGUUUAUGGAAGCAAAGAUAAUACACAGACAAGUAUCCCAACACGCCCGUCUGGAUUUGCUGACUCGUUCACUUCUGUGGAUGGACGUUGAAGAAAAUAAAAGACUUACGUUUCUCAGUUUCGUUAAAAACGUUUUUAGUAGUAUAGAAGUAGUAGAUGAAGAAUCCUUGUGUGAAAAAAGUUCCUAUUUUCUUGUUCUUUGUUUUUGUCUGAAGCAUUUACUUGUGACAUCUAUUUUUCAUGAAAACUUUUGGUUUAAGUGUA